AUGAGAAAGCUUUACAAAGAAGCCAGUAUUGAAUCAGGAAAUGACAUUAUCCAUUACUUGGUAUCUGAAGACAUUAUCUACAUAUGUGUUACUGAAAAGUCAUAUCCUCGAAAGUUGGCAUUUUUAUAUUUAGAAGAAGUUGGUAGAGAAUUCCAAUCAUCUCAUGGACGGGAUGCUUUAAGUACUUCGGCUAGGCCUUUUGGCUUCAGUUCCUUUGAUACCUAUUUGACAAAAACGAAGAGAAUUUAUCAAGAUCAGAGAGCACGUUCCAAUUUGGAUAAGUUGAACAAUGAGUUGGCUGAUGUUAAAAAGGUUAUGACAAAGAAUAUUGAAGAUUUACUUUACAGAGGCGAUUCUUUAGAUAAAAUGAGCGACCUUUCCUCAAGUUUACGAAACGAUUCUAUCAAGUAUCGUAAGAAGGCUCAAAGAAUAAACUUUGAGGCCAUGUUACGUCAGUACGUGCCAAUUGUGGGUGUUGGGUUAAUGUUUGUGUUCUUGGUGUGGUAUAUGUUCUUACGUUAA
Messenger RNA from Lizanozyma spartinae, 522 nucleotides. RefSeq names its product SNAP receptor (gene SEC22). Lineage: Eukaryota; Fungi; Ascomycota; Pichiomycetes; Serinales; Debaryomycetaceae. Gene Ontology annotation, biological process: endoplasmic reticulum to Golgi vesicle-mediated transport; vesicle fusion with Golgi apparatus; retrograde vesicle-mediated transport, Golgi to endoplasmic reticulum. Gene Ontology annotation, cellular component: Golgi membrane; ER to Golgi transport vesicle membrane; endoplasmic reticulum-Golgi intermediate compartment. The coding region runs from base 1 to 522 and encodes 173 amino acids. The transcript is spliced from 2 exons. Gene Ontology annotation, molecular function: SNAP receptor activity. The record is from RefSeq and is a predicted model, not a curated record.